Messenger RNA from Endocarpon pusillum Z07020, 828 nucleotides. RefSeq lists its product as uncharacterized. The record is from RefSeq and is a predicted model, not a curated record. The transcript has a single exon. The coding region runs from base 1 to 828 and encodes 275 amino acids. Gene Ontology annotation, cellular component: cytoplasm; nucleus. Lineage: Eukaryota; Fungi; Ascomycota; Eurotiomycetes; Verrucariales; Verrucariaceae.
AUGCCUCCUCUCCGUAGCGCCCAGCCUCCGAAAAUACUGAUGCUACAUGGCUAUACACAAUCUGGACAGCUUUUCCAUGCUAAGACGCGAGCUCUUGAAAAACACCUGCAAAAAGCAUUUCCAGGAUCAAUUCUAUCCUACCCAACCGGGCCUCUCCGCUUGGACCCCUCGGACGUGCCUGGCUUCGAUUCUUCCAAUGCUUCGGAUAGUGAUGACGUCGAAGUCCGUGGAUGGUGGAGGCGUUCCAACACUGCAAACCCUCCGGAAUACCUCGGGAUGGAAAAUGGGUUCUCCGAGGUCGCGAAAACACUGACCACCGAAGGACCUUUUGAUGGUGUGGCAGGUUUCUCUCAAGGUGCUGCUCUGGCCGCUAUGGUGUCAUCUCUAUUGGAAGGUCAAAGACGGAAAGAUGCUUUCCAAAGCUUUCAUUCUCAGUCCUCGCUCUCAAUUCCCUUCCCUUCCUCAUUCAUCGACAUACAACACCCGCCUCUAAAAUUCUGCAUCAUGUACAGCGGAUUCGUUGCCCCAGGCGAACGGUACCGCGCCUUUUACGAUCCCCACGUCUCGACUCCGUCCUGCCACUUCAUUGGCAGUCUUGACAGUGUGGUUGAGGAAAGCCGUUGUCAAGCUCUUGUCGAUGCGUUUGGUGGCGGGGCCAAGGCUCAAGUGGUCUACCAUCCAGGAGGGCACUUCUUACCAAGCAGUAAGCAAUUUCUGGAUGUGCUCGCUAGCUUCAUAGACAACGCGACCGCAGCUGCUACGCCUGCUACGCAAAGGAGGAUGAAGGGAAAAGAAGAGUCGGCCGAGGAUUUGGACUUGCCGUUCUGA